UACCUCUAGGCGCAAAAAUAUCCCUGCCACACAUUACCCCUGCCUUCGCGAUAGUCAAUAUUGUUGCAGGUGCAAAUAAUUAAUUAAAAUCACGUGUAUUAACCAAACUAAGCGUUGAUUUAACUACACUAUAUACCUAGUGUAUAGAGCGUUCUUAUCAUGGGCAACACAGUGUCUGCUGCAGACAUUGCAGCAUCACACAUUGUCUAUCCAAAUCAACACAAAGAUGGACAAGCAACACAAUCAAAGGUACCCCCUGGGCAUCCACAUGUUCAACAUGGGAAUUAUGCAGCUGGGGAGAUACCUCCAGAAUGCCCAAUGCAUCAGAAACAAGCUCCUGUAGCUGCGCCAGCUCCUGCACAACCUGUGGCUGCUUCAGAAUGUCCUGUUGGAUAUGGAAAAGGAGAUGUUAAUCCUUUAAACAUGAUGCCACCAGCUAAUCAGAAACCAUCCCCUGAUCAACCAUUUCCUCUCCCAAUCGACAGACAAACCUCCUCAAUCCCGAAAGCAAUCGUCAAAGAAGGCGAAUCCCCAUUCUGGGUGUAUCCCAGCCAACAAAUGUUCUGGAACGCCAUGUUACGGAAAGGCUGGCGCUGGAAGGAGGAAGACGUCAAGGAGAAAGACAUGGAAGCGAUUAUUAAAAUCCACAACGCCAACAACGAGCAGGCAUGGCAGGAGGUACUUAAAUGGGAGGCGCUGCAUGCGAAAGAGUGCUGCUGUCCGAAACUGAAAAGUUUCGGUGGCAAAGCAACCGAUUAUUCACCACGCGCACGUAUACGUCAACUAAUGGGCUAUGAGCUACCAUUUGAUCGUCACGAUUGGAUUGUUGAUCGAUGCGGGAAAGAUGUACGAUACAUCAUUGACUACUACGAUGGCGGAUCAGUUGAUACGAAAUUUAGGUUUGCACUUUUGGAUGUCCGUCCGGCGAUGGACAGUUUUGAAAAUAUCUGGGACCGAAUGAAGGUCGCAUGGUGGCGAUGGCGCUACAGCAACGAAUAAUGCAAGUUAAGCAAUUUUCCCAAAGUUAGCCGCCAUUUAGACAGUGUAAUUAACCCAAAGUUUGAUGCGAGUGUAAGUUCGCAUUGUUUCACAACAUUUAAUUAAAUUAUUUAAACGAUCAAUGUUAUUAUCGCAUCGGUCACGCUCUUGUGAGUUAAUAAACAAAUAGGAACAACAUAUCCGACGAAGAAAA
This is a messenger RNA of Dalotia coriaria, 1192 nucleotides long. RefSeq names its product holocytochrome c-type synthase-like (gene Cchl). The record is from RefSeq and is a predicted model, not a curated record. Gene Ontology annotation, molecular function: holocytochrome-c synthase activity. Gene Ontology annotation, biological process: cytochrome c-heme linkage. The transcript has 4 exons. The coding region runs from base 160 to 999 and encodes 279 amino acids. Gene Ontology annotation, cellular component: mitochondrion. Lineage: Eukaryota; Metazoa; Arthropoda; Insecta; Coleoptera; Staphylinidae.